AUGUUUACGGUGCCAAAGUUCUCAAAUCCUACCCUCAACGGCGACGCUCUCGAAAUCACUACGCGCGCUGCCCUUAAAGACGACGAUGUUGUCAUUAGGUCUGGUGAGACGGACGAGAAUCGCAGCAAAUUGCUCAGCGAGCUAGAGCAGUUGGUGAAGAGAUCUCUCGGUGAUGUUUAUCUCAGUAUGGACGCGUCAAUGGCCGAUGAAGAGGAGCAUUUAAGAAAGAAAAAGAAGCGAAAGACGAAACGGAAUGACGAGGCGGGGACAGACUUGGUGGAGUCUAUGCCUUUCCGUCUUGUGUCAGAGAGGCUACCUCCUAAACCUGUCUCAUUGAGUGCUCAGCCAAUCCCGGCUCUAAAUGUGAAGGAACCUGAAUGCGAAGAUGAUGACGUGGAGGCGGAGCGACGAAGAUCUCAAGCACAAGCGGUCGCCGUAGACUUCGGGUGGAUUGAGCAGGAAGGGGAAAAGAUCUUUCAUUCGCACCCGCAAAGUGACAAGAAGAUCCUUCAUGUACAAGCCAAACUUCCAUCACCACAUCCUCAGAUGUUUUUAGCUGAGAUCCCUAAAGACCCACCGGAGCCGCCCAAGAUAACAUCCCUGAAGCCAGGCUCAGAGGUCCUACCGUCCCCGCACAAUCCUUCCUACAACGACAUUUCCUGUACUGUCGUUUCUGUAAUUCCAACCGCAUCGGUGUAUGCAUUGAAAGAUACCCAUCAAAAAAGGCGGCGGCGGAAGCAUUCUCGCGCAUCUGAACCUCGGCCUCCUGCGAUGUUUUGGCGGCCGCUUCUCGAAUGGGGAGCCAAGGCGGCAGGCUAUGCCAUGGGCUACGGUGGUAGCUGGCCGGUGUACAAGGACGAUCCUCUACGAUACCAGUAUCACAGGGAUACCAUGCGUAAGGGUGUAGUUGCAACAUAG
Molecule: messenger RNA, 918 nt
Organism: Laetiporus sulphureus 93-53
Lineage: Eukaryota; Fungi; Basidiomycota; Agaricomycetes; Polyporales; Laetiporaceae
Exons: 4
Coding region: 1-918 (305 amino acids)
Source: RefSeq, a predicted model, not a curated record